Messenger RNA from Cyclopterus lumpus (lumpfish), 4032 nucleotides. RefSeq names its product transient receptor potential cation channel subfamily M member 1-like. Gene Ontology annotation, cellular component: membrane. Gene Ontology annotation, biological process: protein tetramerization; calcium ion transport into cytosol. NCBI's taxonomy places the organism in Eukaryota, Metazoa, Chordata, Actinopteri, Perciformes, Cyclopteridae. Gene Ontology annotation, molecular function: calcium channel activity. The record is from RefSeq and is a predicted model, not a curated record.
AUGGACACCAAGGGCCAGAGUAGCAACUUUAAACGAGCCUCCCUCAAACGCACCCCAUCUGGCUCGCAGAAGGCACAAAGAGUUUGGAUUGAGAGGACCUUUGUUAAAAGAGAAUGUAUUCACAAAUUUCCCACCAAGGACCCGAACAGAUGUUCCUGUGGUCAGCUGACAGCGCAGCAUGUGGCCAUCCCUGCUGGUGCCAACUCGCUAGAGGAAGCGAACCAGCUGGUGCAGAUUGACACCCCAAAGGAUAAAUGGAGUGUGAUCAAGCACACCAGGACCUACCCGACCGACGCCUAUGGCUUAGUCGAGUUCCAGGGUGGAGGAUUCAUCAACAAGGCGAUGUAUAUUCGAGUCUCCUACGACACCAAACCUGACAACCUCCUGCAUUUGAUGGUGAAGGACUGGCAGUUGGAACUGCCCACCUUGCUCAUCUCCGUCCACGGAGGUCUCCAGAACUUCGACCUCCAGCCCAAACUCAAGCAAGUGUUUGGCAAAGGCCUGAUCAAAGCUGCCGUCACCACCGGAGCGUGGAUCUUCACGGGUGGAGUCAACACGGGGGUGAUCCGUCAUGUAGGAGAUGCCUUAAAGGACCAUUCCUCCAAGUCACGAGGGAAGGUGUGCGCUAUAGGAAUUGCUCCAUGGGGGGAUCCUGGAAAACAAGAGGAUCUCAUCGGAAAAGAUGUAAACAAACCCUAUCAGACGAUGGCAAACCCCCUGAGCAAGCUGGCUGUGCUCAACAACAGCCACUCCCACUUCAUCCUGACUGACAAUGGCACCUGUGGGAAGUACGGCUCUGAGGUCAAACUCCGCCGGCUGCUGGAGAAAAAGCACAUCUCCCUGCAGAAAAUCAACACGCGUUUGGGUCAGGGGGUUCCUCUAGUAUGUCUGAUAGUGGAGGGAGGCCCCAAUGUGAUCUCCAUCGCACUGGAGAGUCUGAGAGACGAUCCCCCCAUCCCCGUGGUGGUAUGUGACGGCAGCGGCCGAGCUUCCGACAUCAUUUCCUUCGCACACAAGUUCUCAGAGGACGGAGGCCUGGUUAAUGAUGAUGUUAGAGAGCAACUUUUGGUCACUAUUCAGAAGACUUUCAAUUAUAGCAAAAGCCAGUCGCAGCAGAUCCUGCUCAUGGUUAUGGAGUGCAUGAAGAAAAGGGAACUGAUCACAGUUUUUCGAAUGGGUUCUGAGGGACAACAAGAUAUUGAAAUGGCUAUUCUUACUGCCCUGUUAAAAGGUACGGCAGCCGACCAGCUUAGUUUGGCUCUGGCCUGGAACAGAGUGGACAUUGCUCGCAAUCACAUAUUUGUUUACGGACACAAUUUACCACCUGCCGGUGCCAUCGCCAGAACUACAACCUCUGCAGCCCCCCUCAAGAAAAGCAAAAGAGUCCUGCCAGCGCUCCUCGAAACAAAGCACGGGGGAAAGAAGGGAAAGGGGAAGGGAAAGGCAAAGCCUGAACCUCCAGAGGAAACAGACCCGAGGAAGUUGGAGUUGAUUCGUUGGGUGAACUCUCUGGAGCAGGCCAUGAUGGAUGCUUUGGUACUCGACCGAGUGGACUUUGUCAAACUGCUCCUUGAGAACGGGGUCAAUAUUCACCACUUCCUCACCAUUCCCAGACUGGAGGAGUUAUACAACACGAAACUUGGCCCCGCCAAUUCAAUGAAUGGUGUGGUCAGGGAUGUCAAAAAGGGAAACCUUCCUCCAGAUUAGAUCACUGUGAUUGAUAUUGGUCUGGUGCUGGAGUGCUUCAUGGGCGGAGCUUACAGGAGCAAUUACACCAGGAAGGCUUUCCGCAACCUCUACAAUAAUUUGUAUGGACUAAAAAGGCCGAAGGCUCUGAAGCUUCUUGGAAUGGAGGAUGAUGAACCAAGGUCAAAAGGCAAGAAAAAGACAAAAAAGAAGAAAGAGGAAGAGGUGGAAAUUGACGUGGAUGACCCUGAGGUCUGUCGAUUCAAGUUCCCCUUCCAUGAGCUGAUGCUGUGGGCGGUGCUGAUGAAGCGCCAGAAGAUGGCGCUGUUUCUUUGGCAGCGUGGAGAAGAAGCAAUGGCGAAGGCCCUGGUGGCCUGUAAACUGUAUAAAGCCAUGGCCCAUGAGUGCUCUGAGAGUGAAUUGGUGGAUGACAUCUCCCAAGACCUAGAGAACAACUCCAAAGAAUUUGGCCAGCUUGCCUACGAGCUGCUGGACCAGUCCUACAAGCAUGACGAACAGGUAGCCAUGAAACUCCUGACAUAUGAGCUGGUCAACUGGAGUAACUCCACCUGUCUGAAGCUGGCUGUGGCUGCUAAGCAACGUGACUUCAUUGCCCACACCUGCAGCCAGAUGUUGCUCACCGACAUGUGGAUGGGCUGCUUAAGGAUCGGCAAAAAUCCUGGCCUCAAGGUCAUUCUGGGGAUUGUCCUUCCUCCUCUGAUUCUACUGUUGGAUUUCCGUCUUGGAGAUGAUGCAUCCUAUCAUGCACCUGGAGACAAAGAAAAGGGAAAAGAUAAGGAUGAUGACACAAAAUCCAGCAAAGACCCUAAUAAUGAUGCAACUUCCCGAAAGGGGGAUGAAGAGGAGGGCAGCACUAAUGUCCACAAAAUCCCCAUUGGCAAAAGGUUCUUUGAGUUUUAUAAUGCGCCAUUCACCAAAUUCUGGUUCAACACUAUUUGCUACCUGGGAUAUUUGAUGUUGUACAACUAUAUAAUCCUGGUAAAAAUGGAGCGCUGGCCAUCUUUACAAGAGUGGACUGUCAUUGCAUACAUCCUCACACUUGGAUCAGAAAAAGUCAGACAGAUUCUGAUGUCAGAGCCGGGGAAGCUGAAACAGAAGAUAAGUGUGUGGCUGGAGGAGUACUGGAACAUCACAGACCUGGCUGCCAUUAUCACCUUCCUUCUUGGUCUGAUGCUACGGCUGCAGCAUGAACCCUACAUGGGCUACGGCCGAGUCAUCUACUGCAUCGACAUCAUCUUCUGGUACAUUCGCGUAUUGGACAUCUUUGGAGUCAACAAAUAUCUGGGACCCUAUGUGAUGAUGAUAGGGAAGAUGAUGAUAGAUAUGAUGUACUUUGUGGUGAUCAUGCUGGUGGUGCUUAUGAGCUUCGGGGUGGCUCGGCAAGCCAUCCUUCACCCUGAUGAGGAGCCGACGUGGCGCCUGGCCAGAAACAUUUUCUACAUGCCCUACUGGAUGAUUUACGGAGAGGUUUUUGCGGACUCGAUAGACCUCUACGCGAUGGAAAUCAACCCUCCAUGUGGUGAACAUCUAUAUGACGAGGAUGGGAAGAAACUGCCUCCAUGUAUCCCUGGUGCCUGGCUCACACCGGCCAUCAUGGCCUGUUACCUUCUCGUGGCAAACAUCCUUCUGGUUAACUUGCUCAUUGCCGUGUUCAACAACACUUUCUUUGAAGUCAAGUCCAUUUCCAACCAGGUGUGGAAGUUCCAGAGAUAUCAGCUGAUCAUGACGUUUCAUGACCGUCCCAUACUGCCGCCACCUCUCAUCAUCUUCAGCCACCUCUACAUCCUCUUCAACAGGCUGUUUCGGCGGUGUGUCAAAAAGAAACAAGAUGGAGAGCUGGAUGAGAAGGACCGCGGACUCAAGCUCAGGCUGAAUCCAGAGGAGCUCAAAUGCCUGUAUGAGUUUGAAGAACAGUGGUGUGGAGGAAUAUUUGCCGAGAAAGAGGACGAGCAGCAGUCCUCCAGUGAUGAACGCAUCAAGGUUACCUCAGAAAGAGUUGAGAAUAUGUCCAUGCGUCUGGAGGAGGUGAAUGAGAGAGAGAACACCAUGAAGGCCUCCCUGCAGACAGUGGAUCUACGUCUGGCACAGCUGGAAGAGAUCCACGGACGGAUGGCAGUCGCCCUGGAAAAGCUCGCAGGGGUGGACAGACUGGAACUGACCAGAACCUAUUCACGAAACUCCUCUGUCUGUGACCCCCUCUUCCUGUUGCGCCAGGGCAGCAUUAACAGUGCGGAUGGUUACAGUCUUUACCGCUUCCACAUGGACAUGGAGGAGUAUGCAUCGAAGCAGAAGGACACAGAUGAGCCGACACAAAAACUGGAGUAG